UACUUCACUAACAACACAUUCAGCCCAGACACAGGCAUAAAUGGCCCUUCUCUCUGACUUCCUGACUUCUCCAACACAUCGCCACGAUGAGGUACUUUCCCCUCGUACAUGCUUGUCUCUUGACUUCUGCUGCUCAGAUCGUAGCAGCAGCAGCCAUUCCCGCUCCACCUGAUACUGUCGUGCCCUCUGGCACUGUCAACGAUGGCAAUGCCGCCAACGCCGACUGCAUUGCAGGUAAUACCUGCAACACCGAUCCGAUUCUUCCUGAUGGAGGUUCUUUGGAGACUGUUUCCACUGAUGCGCAGGGGAAUCCUGUCACCGUCCCUCCUACCAACAACCCAGUCACUCCACGCCCUACUGCAGAUGAGGCCAGCCUCAGUAUAACUAUGAUCAACGGCAACACUCCUGUCAUUGCAGACCCCGUUCCACCUACACCCCCGGCGGAUGUCGUGGGCGGGAAUGCGGAUACAUCUGAUUGUGACGCGCAAGCUCCAAAGCCGACCCCUUCCAAUCCUGUCGCUGGUGUCCCUGCUGCAGACCAAGUAUAUACGGUAACUGAUGUACGUGGCAAUAUAUUCACCGUCCCUGCCUGGAUCCCUCAGCCAACUGCAGACAAGACGUAUACAGUAACCGAUGUACGCGGAAAUGUGUUCACUGUGCCUGCUUGGCUCCCCCAGCCAACCGAGGACCACACCACGAAAUAUCCGCAAACUGGCGUCGUUAGCGCUGGUGGUCUUCCAGGCUUCGCUGACCCGAUUCCAUCUGAUGAGGAAUGUGAAGACUAUACCGAGAUUGCUCCAGUCGUCACCCGCCCUCCCGGUGGCCAUGGAGUUACAGCCAGCUCAAUCGUUUCCAUCACUAGGACGAAUUCCUUCUUGUAUGCCAAGCCAGCUGCAAAGCCUACAACAGACGCAGCAGGGAACAUCGUCGGAACGCCCAGCGAUUAUCCACCCUCUGUCGAUCCAAUCUCAGGUCUUCCGAGUGAAGACUCUGGAGCAAACGACCCCGUCACGCCUCACAAAAUCCAUGGAGAUGGACAUAUCAUGACACCCAUAACACAGGUCGAUCUGGCCACCCCAGUCCCUUCAAACAGCGAUGUCCCAGUAUUCGUCGAUCCCGUUCCUCCAGCUCCUCCGAACAAUCCACAACCUACAAGGGUUGCUACAAUCUAUGGAGACGGCCACCUCAUGAAUGGACCAAACAAGGCAGUAAAUCGGGUCAAGCGUCAAGACGACGAAACAGAACCUGAAUCAGACACCAGCAACCGAAAAGCGUGCGGAGCACACAUCUGCGGCGGGCCAGAAUGCCCCGCGGGAACCGCAGAAUGGGUCACCGUCGCCCCCGUCAACUGCCUCAAGAUCCCAAUCAGUACAGCCGCAGCCGCAGCCGCAGCCACAGGCACACCCCGCAAGGACUCCCUCGUCCAGACCCCUCCAAAAACAGACCACCCAACCAGCCCGCUCCUGGACUACCCCAAGAUGAGCAAGGAGCUAGACGACUACAUGGUGGGCGUACUGAUCAAGCUCAACACGCAGAGGAAGUGGUACAUCCACGCCAGCAACGAGGUCAGCGGGAAAUGGUACGGGUUCCAGGACUUCAAGACCGCGGCUGGUAUGGCCCGGCUGCAUGGGUGCACGGCUGUCUUUAUCGUUUCGAAGCAGGGCGUGUAUGUCUCGCAUAUCUAUGAAAUGCCCAUGUUUGUGCGCGAGCCGUCUCCUGGGCAGUUUGUGCCUGCGCCGGAUGAGUUCUUCCGUAAGAAUACGUUCGAGGCUCUGGUUCAUGGGGAGCAGUCGGAAUUCCUCCAGCCGAUGGAGGGGCUUGUAGGUACGAAGGAGCAGCCUGGUCCGUUGCAUUUCACCAACCAGCCCAAGAUAUUCAUUGUCACGCCGUCUGCGAAUCUUCAGGAUAGGAAUGGUCCGAUCAUGUACCCUGAGAAGGUGGCUAUGCUGUCGGACCUACUGCACGGGUAUCUAUAUCCAUCUGGAUCAGAGCAAUAUUUUCAAGAGCCCAUGACACUGCCGUAUAAAAUCCCAACGCAGGUAAUGUCUGAGGAUCCCCGGAAUACCGACGGGAAGGCGACGAUGGAAGCCAGCAAGAUCGUCCGCUAUGACCGUGUCGGCGACGAGCUUAUCCCUGUUGGCCGCUGGCGGCUAUGGGUUAAUAGAAUCGAGGCCGCGACUUGGGAGUUCUCGGGAAUAAUACAGAAACCCAUUGGCCUGCUGGCUACGAGAACUGAUGAGCAAUCAUAUGCGGGUGUAUGCCCUUUGUCGAUGCCCCCAAGUCCAACCACAGGCAGUCCAACUCCAUCCGGCGAGGAGAUUACCGAAUCAGACCUCCCUCUCCCCUUACCAUUCAACCAAAACCAGAUCCACAACCUCGGCUGCAUGGAGAAAAUGACAUUAACACCCCCGAUAUUCGACAAAGGCAAGGUCGAAAACCUCGUAAAGGGUUGGUCUGGCAUACCGGCCUUUGUGAGACCUCUUAUCAAUUCCACCAGCGGCGAGAACACAAUCCCAUGGGACACUGGCAGGCCUUCCCCCGAAAGUACCGACCCGUGGUAUCACGCCGAGAUCAAGUGGGCUGGGAACUGCUCAGGGCCGCCGCAGAAUGUCGGGUGGCCGAUGGAGCUCUAUAGCGCCGUCGAGAUCAUUCGGGAUAUCUUUCUCAAAAAGCAGGAUGGGUUUGAUCAGUGUGAGAACGCGAAUAACUUGAAUAUGAUCGGGCGGGCUAUGCAGUAUGGCUGUGUUGUAUACCGCGCUUGGUGUGAGGGGUGCGACCAUUAUUGAUGGUAUUAUGCAUGGUUUGCAAUUUGGAGUGGACAGCUGAGAUAGUUUAGUUUCAUGGAAUGAAUUCAAAUUU
Molecule: messenger RNA, 2859 nt
Organism: Aspergillus versicolor CBS 583.65
Lineage: Eukaryota; Fungi; Ascomycota; Eurotiomycetes; Eurotiales; Aspergillaceae
Exons: 2
Coding region: 87-2786 (899 amino acids)
Source: RefSeq, a predicted model, not a curated record